Molecule: messenger RNA, 1008 nt
Organism: Symbiodinium natans
Lineage: Eukaryota; Dinophyceae; Suessiales; Symbiodiniaceae
Source: the annotation of a GenBank genome assembly
AUGGCUUGGGCAGCAGCAAUUGCUCCACUGGCCGGUGCAGUGGCUGUGGAGAGACGAGGCCGGGGAGCCGAUCACACAGAGAGGGAUGCUUCCCUCACACUCUUUGACUCUGCCCGUGCCAAGCUCUCCGUGCAGACGAUUCCUGGCUUACAGUCUCAACUUGUUUGCCCUGGCGACGUUGUGUCAGCAGAGCCUGGUGCUUUGCGUGGCCGCGGGGUAGUGGAACGCCAUGACGGCAAGCUGGUUGCAACAACCUGUGGCGUUGUGGAGCAUGUGAACAAGCUCCUGUACGUUCGGCCAUUGAAACAUCGCUACGCCGGCAGCGUGGGUGAUGUGGUUGUUGGCCGUAUCGUCGAAGUGCAAACUGAUCGAUGGGCAGUUGAAAUCGGCACCGCCCAAUUGGCAUACCUUCACUUAGGGGCCAUUCAACUACCUGGAAAUGUGCAGCGACGCCGCACCGACGAGGAUACCCUGCGCAUGCGGGAGUUCUUUGAUGAAAAUGACCUUAUAUCUGCAGAAGUGCAGAAAAUUCACGAAUCGGGUGAACUGGCCUUGCAGACCCGCAAUGCCAGAUAUGGGAAACUCCAAAAUGGAGUGCUUGCCUCCGUGCCAUCUGUCUACGUGAGGCGUCAAGCACAGCACUUGGUGACGCUGCCGCGCGUCGGGGUUAUGGUGGUUCUGGGCAACAACGGCUGGGUUUGGGUUUGUGCUCCGCCCAAAGUGGCUGGCUCUGGCAGGCAAGAGACUAUAAACUUUUCGCAGAUGGAUGUCCGCUAUCAGAAGGUCAAUCCGGACAUGAGAGAAAGGAUAUCACGCGUCCGCAAUGCAGUCCUGUGUUUGGCGGGCCAUGGCCUGGAAGUGACACCCGAAAGCAUAACAUUCCUGUACGAGCAGUCUGAAAGGCUGGAGCUUGCUGCGUGGGAGCUGCUGGAUGCUGCGCGCUGUGACUCCGCGGGCCUUGUCGAGUCCCUUGCGACAGAGGCUACACGCAGCAGCGGCAGGAACUGA